This is a messenger RNA of Rhinopithecus roxellana (golden snub-nosed monkey), 7441 nucleotides long. RefSeq names its product Spi-B transcription factor (gene SPIB). The record is from RefSeq and is a predicted model, not a curated record. The coding region runs from base 300 to 4445 and encodes 1381 amino acids. The transcript has 30 exons. Gene Ontology annotation, molecular function: DNA-directed DNA polymerase activity; sequence-specific DNA binding; nucleotide binding. Gene Ontology annotation, biological process: cell differentiation; base-excision repair, gap-filling; nucleotide-excision repair, DNA gap filling. Lineage: Eukaryota; Metazoa; Chordata; Mammalia; Primates; Cercopithecidae. Gene Ontology annotation, cellular component: nucleus; delta DNA polymerase complex.
UGUCUCUCCGGCUACUUGCACAACUGGAGCCAGAGCUACUAACUAUACUUGCUUCUUCCUAUAAGUCACACAUGUACGCGGUUGUCACUCAAAGAGCGCAAACGCAGAGUCAGCUAAAGUCCUCCUCACACGAAACCUCCUGCACACACUAUGGCUGCACCACUCGCAAAAGGUGGAAGCAACUGUAAUGUCCAUCCAUUGAUGAGCGGAUACUGCAAACGUGUUCUCGCCAUACAGCGGAAAAGUACUCGGCAAAAAAGGAACGCAGCACUGAUGACAGGCCGCCACACACGUGAACGAUGAACACAUUCAGAGAAAGCAGCCAGACACAAGAGGCCGCGUAUUCCGAGAUCCCGUUUAUAGGAAAUGCCCAGAAUAGGCAGAUCCAUGGAGACAGAAACAGGAUGGAUGGCAAGCGGCGGCCAGGCCCAGGUCCCGGGGUGCCCCCAAAGCGGGCCCGUGGGAGCCUCUGGGAUGAUGAUGAUGCACAUCAGCCAUCCCAAUUCGAGGAGGACCUGGCACUGAUGGAGGAGAUGGAGGCAGAGCACAGGCUGCAGGAGCAGGAGGAGGAGGAACUGCAGUCAGUCCUAGAGGGGAUUGCAGAUGGGCAGUUCCCACCGUCAGCCAUAGAUCCUCGCUGGUGUCGGCCCACACCACCCGCCCUGGACCCCCAGACAGAGCCCCUUAUCUUCCAACAGCUGGAGAUUGACCAUUAUGUGGGCCCAGCGCAGCCUGUGCCUGGCGGGCCCCCACUGUCCCGCGGCUCCGUGCCUGUGCUCCGCGCCUUCGGGGUCACCGAUGAGGGGGUCUCUGUCUGCUGCCACAUCCACGGCUUCGCUCCCUACUUCUACACCCCAGCGCCCCCUGGUUUCAGGCCCGAGCACCUGGGUGACUUGCAGCGGGAGCUAAACUUGGCCAUCAGUCGGGACAAUCGCGGGGGGAAGGAGCUGACCGGGCCGGCCGUGCUGGCCGUGGAGCUGUGCUCCCGAGAGAGCAUGUUUGGGUACCACGGGCACGGACCCUCCCCAUUCCUGCGCAUCACCCUGGCACUGCCGCGCCUUGUGGCCCCGGCCCGCCGUCUCCUGGAACAGGGCAUCCGUGUGACAGGCCUGGGCACGCCCAGCUUCGCGCCCUACGAGGCCAAUGUCGACUUUGAGAUCCGGUUCAUGGUGGACACAGGCAUCGUCGGCUGCAACUGGCUGGAGCUCCCAGCCGGGAAAUACACCCUGAGGCUGAAGAAGAAGGUGCAGGGCUUCCCAGGGCAGGGCCUGCUGCCACUGCUGACCCACCCAUGCCCACAGGCUACGCAGUGCCAGCUGGAGGCAGAUGUGCUGUGGUCUGACGUGGUCAGUCACCCACCGGAAGGGCCGUGGCAGCGCAUUGCACCCUUGCGCGUGCUCAGCUUUGAUAUCGAGUGCGCUGGCCGCAAAGGCAUCUUCCCUGAGCCUGAGCGGGACCCAGUCAUCCAGAUCUGCUCGCUAGGCCUGCGCUGGGGGGAGCAGGAGCCCUUCCUGCGCCUGGCGCUCACCCUGCGGCCCUGUGCCCCUAUCCUGGGCGCCAAGGUGCAGAGCUACGAGAAGGAGGAGGACCUGCUACAGGCCUGGUCCACCUUCAUCUGCAUCAUGGACCCCGACGUGAUCACCGGUUACAACAUCCAGAACUUCGACCUUCCAUACCUCAUCUCUCGGGCCCAGACCCUCAAGGUACAAACAUUCCCUUUCCUGGGCCGUGUGGCUGGCCUUCGCUCCAACAUCCGGGAGUCGUCAUUCCAGUCCAAGCAGACGGGCCGGCGGGACACCAAGGUGGUCAGCAUGGUGGGCCGUGUGCAGAUGGACAUGCUGCAGGUGCUGCUGCGGGAGUACAAGCUCCGCUCCUACACGCUUAAUGCCGUCAGCUUCCACUUCCUGGGCGAGCAGAAGGAGGACGUGCAGCACAGCAUCAUCACCGACCUGCAGAAUGGGAACGACCAGACCCGCCGCCGCCUAGCCGUGUACUGCCUGAAGGACGCCUAUCUGCCGCUGCGGCUGCUGGAGCGGCUCAUGGUGCUGGUGAACGCCGUGGAGAUGGCGAGGGUCACUGGCGUGCCCCUCAGCUACCUGCUCAGCCGUGGUCAGCAGGUCAAGGUCGUAUCCCAGCUGUUGCGGCAGGCUAUGCACGAGGGGCUGCUGAUGCCCGUGGUGAGGUCGGAGGGUGGCGAGGACUACACGGGAGCCACUGUCAUCGAGCCCCUCAAAGGGUACUACGACGUCCCCAUCGCCACCCUGGACUUCUCCUCGCUGUACCCGUCCAUCAUGAUGGCCCACAACCUGUGCUACACCACGCUCCUGCGACCCGGGGCUGCGCAGAAACUGGGCCUGACUGAGGAUCAGUUCAUCAAGACGCCCACCGGGGACGAGUUUGUGAAGACCUCAGUGCGGAAGGGGCUGCUGCCCCAGAUCCUGGAGAACCUGCUCAGUGCCCGGAAGAGGGCCAAGGCCGAGCUGGCCAAGGAGACAGACCCCCUGCGGCGCCAGGUCCUGGAUGGACGGCAGCUGGCGCUGAAGGUGAGCGCCAACUCCGUAUAUGGCUUCACCGGCGCCCAGGUGGGCAAGUUGCCAUGCCUGGAGAUCUCACAGAGCGUCACGGGGUUCGGACGUCAGAUGAUUGAGAAAACCAAGCAACUGGUGGAGUCAAAGUACACAGUGGAGAAUGGCUACAGCACCAGCGCCAAGGUGGUGUAUGGUGACACCGACUCCGUCAUGUGCCGAUUCGGUGUGUCCUCGGUGGCUGAGGCGAUGGCUCUGGGGCGAGAGGCCGCGGACUGGGUGUCAGGUCACUUCCCGUCGCCCAUCCGGCUCGAGUUUGAGAAGGUCUACUUCCCAUACCUGCUUAUCAGCAAGAAGCGCUACGCGGGCCUGCUCUUCUCCUCCCGGCCCGACACCCAUGACCGCAUGGACUGCAAGGGCCUGGAGGCCGUGCGCAGGGACAACUGCCCCCUCGUGGCCAACCUGGUCACUGCCUCACUGCGCCGCCUGCUUAUCGACCGAGACCCCGAGGGCGCGGUGGCCCAUGCACAGGACGUCAUCUCGGACCUGCUGUGCAACCGCAUCGACAUCUCCCAGCUGGUCAUCACCAAGGAGCUGACCCGCGCGGCCUCCGACUAUGCCGGCAAGCAGGCCCACGUGGAGCUGGCCGAGAGGAUGAGGAAGCGGGACCCCGGGAGUGCGCCCAGCCUGGGCGACCGCGUCCCCUACGUGAUCAUCAGUGCCGCCAAGGGUGUGGCCGCCUACAUGAAGUCGGAGGACCCACUGUUUGUGCUGGAGCACAGCCUGCCCAUCGACACGCAGUACUACCUGGAGCAGCAGCUGGCCAAGCCCCUCCUGCGCAUCUUCGAGCCCAUUCUGGGCGAGGGCCGUGCCGAGGCUGUGCUACUGCGGGGGGACCACACGCGCUGCAAAACGGUGCUCAUGGGCAAGGUUGGCGGCCUCCUGGCCUUCGCCAAACGCCGCAACUGCUGCAUCGGCUGCCGCACAGUGCUCAACCACCAGGGAGCCGUGUGUGAGUUCUGCCAGCCCCGGGAGUCUGAGCUGUAUCAGAAGGAGGUAUCCCAUCUGAAUGCCCUGGAGGAGCGCUUCUCGCGCCUCUGGACACAGUGCCAGCGCUGCCAGGGCAGCCUGCACGAGGAUGUCAUCUGCACCAGGCUUGACGGGCCACACUUCAGCUGUCUGUACCCAGAUGGCGUCUUCUAUGACCUGGACAGCUGCAAGCAUUCCAGCUACCCUGACUCAGAGGGGGCUCCUGACUCCCUGUGGGACUGGACUGUGGCCCCACCUGUCCCAGCCGCCCCCUAUGAAGCCUUUGACCCAGCAGCAGCCGCUUUUAGCCACUCCCAGGCUGCCCAGCUCUGCUAUGGACCCCCCACCUACAGCCCUGCAGGGAACCUCGAACUGGCCCCCAGCCUGGAGGCCCCAGGGCCUGGCCUCCCUGCAUACCCCACGGAGGACUUCGCCAGCCAGACCCUGGGUUCCCCGGCAUAUGCCCCGUACCCCAGCCCCGUACUAUCAGAGGAGGAAGACUUACCGUUGGACAGCCCUGCCCUGGAGGUCUCAGACAGCGAGUCGGAUGAGGCCCUCGUGGCUGGCCCCGAGGGGAAGGGAUCCGAGGCAGGGACCCGUAAGAAGCUGCGCCUGUACCAGUUCCUGCUGGGGCUGCUGACGCGCGGGGACAUGCGUGAGUGCGUGUGGUGGGUGGAGCCGGGCGCCGGCGUCUUCCAGUUCUCCUCCAAGCACAAGGAGCUCCUGGCGCGCCGCUGGGGCCAGCAGAAGGGGAACCGCAAGCGCAUGACCUACCAGAAGCUGGCGCGCGCCCUCCGAAACUACGCCAAGACCGGCGAGAUCCGCAAGGUCAAGCGCAAGCUCACCUACCAGUUCGACAGCGCGCUGCUGCCUGCAGCCCGCCGGGCCUGAGCACACCCGAGGCUCCCACCCGUGGAGCCGCUGGGGGACCUCACGUCUCAGCCAGGAUCCCCCUGGAAGAAAAAGGGCAUCCCCACACCCUACCUGAUAUGACUUAUGCAUCCCCACCUUUUGGGGGUAGGGGGAGUGCUGCCCUGCCAUAAUCCCCAAGCCCAGCCCGGGCCUGUCUGGGAUUCCCCACUUGUACCUGGGGUCCCUCUGGGAUUUCUUUGUCAUGUACAGACUCCCCAGGAUCCUCAGGUUUUGGGUGACAGGACCUAUGGACCACUAUACUAGGGGAGGCAGGGUAGCAGUUUUUCCAGAAUCCCAAGAGCUUCUCUGGGAUUUUCUUGUCAUACCUGAUUCCCCAGUGAGGCCUGGGACCUUUUUAAGAUCCCCGUGUGUCUGUAAACCCUCAAUCUCAUCUGGGGUGGGGGCCCUGCUGGCAACCCUGAGCCCUGUCCAGGGGUCCCUCUUGUCGGAUCUGAGAUCUCCUCGUUAAUGUCUGGGGCCCUCUGGGAGCUGUUAUCAUCUCAGAUCUCUAUGGCUGUGUUGCCACAUCUGUCUCCUCAUCUUUGAGAUCCCCCAAUUCUCUGGAACCAUUCUGCUGUCCCUUUUUAUGUGUCUGGAGUUCCCCAAUCACAUCUAGGGCUCCUCCAAGAUCCUUUUGUCAUGUCUGAAAUCACUCUUGAAAGGUCUGGGGUGCUGGGGGAUGGGGAAGUCAGUGAAAUGUGUCUUGUCUGGGCCCUGUCAGGGACACCCUUGUCAUAUCUGGGAUCCUCUAAUCACAUCUGAGACCACCUAGGCUGUCCAUCUGAUAUGCCCUUUCAGGGACCCCACAAAGACUGAGUUCUCAUGGGGACCCUACCCUUCCUGGUGGCCCUCCCUAUGGCUAUGCUGAGGACCACUCUGGCCACAUGACUGAUUGUUGGGUGAUCAUGGCAGCUCCCCACCCAUGUCAUUUCUAACCAGAGGUCUCAAGGUGGUCACCCCCUGUCCCCCAACCCAGGCCUUGGUCCCUGGUGAUGGUCUCUUUAGUUCAAAGUAGCAUUUGGCGGUGGAGGUGUGAGGGAUCCACAUUAAAGCAGACCAUCAGCUGGGCAGUGGCUCACACCUGUAAUCCCAGCACUUUGGGAGGUGAGGCAGGGGGAUGGCUUGAACCCAGACGUUCAAGACCAGCCUGGGCAACAUAAUGAGACCUCAUCUCUACAAAACAUAAAAAAAAAAAAAAAUUAGUCAGGCAUGGGGGUGCACACCUGUGCUCCCAACUGCUCAGGAGGCUGAGGUGGGAGGAUCUCUUGAGCCAAGGAAGUCGAGGCUGUGGUGAGCUGUAAUCGUGCCACUGCACUCCAGCCUGGGCGACAGAGCGAGACACUGUCUUAAAAACAAAAAACAAGGCCGGGCACGGUGGCUCAUGCCUGUAAUCCCAGUACUUUGGGAGGCUGAGGUGGGCGGAUCACGAGGUUGAGAGACCGAGACCAUCCUGGCCAACAUAGUGAAAACCCUGUCUCUACUAAAAAUACAAAAAUUAGCCGGGCGUGGUGGCGCGUGCCUGUAGUCCCAGCUACUCAGGGGGCUGAGGCAGAAGAAUCACUUGAACCCAGGAGGCAGAGGUUGCAGUAAGCCUAGAUUGGCGCCACUGCACUCCAGCCUGGGCCACAGAGUGAGACUCCAUCUGAAAACAACAACAAUAAAAAAACAGCAGACCAUUCAAAAUAGGGAGACUUUGCAUAACCCAGAUUUCUACCUUCACUUAAAACUUUGGACGAUCUGGAGAGAGUGGGCCAGUUUUUGGAGGGGUGGUGGGGAGCUGGAACAGGAGGACAGUAGCCUUUCCUAAUGGGAUAUUUGUUCUCCAGUCUGCCCCAGUCACGGCCAUCCCUGGCUAUCUUACCCCAGCAGCUUCUGAAGCCUGUUUGCUUUAGAUCACUGUAUAAACCCAGCUGGAACUGAAGCCUGGGUGGACUAUGGAGCACUGGUUGUGACCCCCAGGGAGUGUCAAAGGCUGAGGGCCAAGAGGCCAGAGGUCCUGGAGCCCGGGUGGACAGGUGGAUCUAGGGUGAAUGACUUGCUGCUUCCCAACCUUAGUUUGUGCCUUCUGUGAAAAACAGAGAGAAAGAGGAGGAAGAUCUCAAAAAGCCUUUCUGGCCCAGUACAGUGGCUCACACCUGUAAUCCCAGCACUUUGGGAGGCCGAUGCAGGUGGAUCACCUGAGGUCAGGAGUUCAAGACCAGGCUGACCAACAUGGUGAAACCCUGUCUCUACUAAAAAUACAAAAUUAGCUGGGCGUGGUGGCACAUGGCUGUACUCCCAGCUACCUGGGAGGCUGAGGCAGGAGAAUCGCUUAGAACCUGGGAGGCAGAGGUUGCAGUGAGCUGAGUUCGUGCCCUGCAAUCCAGCCUGGGCGACAAGAGCUAAACUCUGUCUCAAAAAAAAAAAAAAAAAAAAAGCUGUUGCAGCCCCUGUUGAGCCUUUGACACUGCCUGAAAUCCACCCCACUCCCAGGAGGAGGAGGAGGAAGGAAUACCGAUGACCCAGAGACACGAGAAGUCCAUGUGGAGGCACACAGCAGCUGGUGGCAGAGCCCAGGCUGGGACCAGCCCUCAAGAGAAUGAGUGGGGAGGAGGAGGGAGGAAGGGCAGGUAAAACGUCCUUCCCAGGGCCCCUGCAACGAAGAAAGUACUUUUUACAAGAGCUGUCAUUGUCACCCUAAAUGUGGAAUAAAAUAAGACACAUCGAAGUAGACAAACCUCCUGGGCCUUUUGUCAGGUACUGCAAUCCUGCCCCUCCACUGGGGCCGCUGGCUCUCAGAGACACCGUGACAUCACGGGUGGUGAUGAGAGAGGAGUUCAAAGAGACAAUUAUAUGCUGGUCGGUGGCUCUGAAAUCCCAACACUUUGGGGGGCCGAGGCAGGAAGAUCGCUUGAGUCCAGGAGUUCAAAACCAGCCUGAGCAAGAUAGUGAGACCCCUCCCUACCCGUCUACAAAAAAAUUAAAAAAUUAGCGGG